GGCGUGCACAGCAGAGGAUCCAGACGCAUCUGAGGGAACCUCCACACAGAAUGACACCCAACUCCUGCUGGCCAGUGCUCCUGCUCUUGGGCUGCUCUGUGCUCCAGACCCCAGCUGCACAGAGCGCGGACGAGCGCCCUCUCUCGGCUGACCAGGACCGUCUGGACCCAGAUGCCACACAUGAAAAUAUGCAAGAAGAACUCAGAAGUAUUGAGCUGGAGAGAAUUCAAGACAUCCUGCCAUCCGUCACCAGGAAAAUCGAUGUGCCCACCAUUCAGAAACUGUACCACUCCGUGACCAACCUGCCGCUCCGCUUUGGGAGAGCGUCCCAGCCCGUCGCCAAUCUGCCCCUGCGGUUCGGCAGAGGCCUGACUGAGGGCUCGGCACGCAAGGCCAAGGCGGCGCUCAAUCUGCCCCAGCGCUUCGGCCGGGCCCCGGCGCGCCUGCCCCCUCUUCCCGCGGUGCCGCAGCGGGCCGUGUACGCGCCUGUGGAAGAAGACGAGAAGUCCUCACAAGAACUCUAA
Molecule: messenger RNA, 524 nt
Organism: Lepisosteus oculatus (spotted gar)
Lineage: Eukaryota; Metazoa; Chordata; Actinopteri; Semionotiformes; Lepisosteidae
Source: RefSeq, a predicted model, not a curated record